Molecule: messenger RNA, 1911 nt
Organism: Cotesia congregata
Lineage: Eukaryota; Metazoa; Arthropoda; Insecta; Hymenoptera; Braconidae
Source: the annotation of a GenBank genome assembly
AUGGAUAUUUGUCGAGAUAGAAUUCCGAUUACACUAAAUUCCAAUGACACAGAGCCCAAAGAUUCCCAGAAAUCCCAAGAAAUAUCUUUCAUAUUCUACUCCGCCUUAGAAGACAAGUCCACCGGGAACAUAAAAGCAUCUCUUGGCGCAGACAACCGUCUGUCAGGCAUGGAAGGCUACACCGACGGUUUAGGUGCCUACAGGUUCAGCAUGAACCCUACCAAAGGCACCGUGGAAGAGCACUCCUUCCUAAUCGCCGUAUUGCCAGGUCUGAACCUCGUCAAGGAAACAAUCCUCCAGAAUUUACGACUCGCCUCUCAAAAAGUCUCGAACGUCAAGCGGAUUGUCCUAGGAGGCGACCAACUUCCUCUCGACAACGAAGGGAAGAAAACGGACCCUAAUUUCUGCGCGACCCAGGUCACCGCUCGAGUUCCUUUCGAGUUCGAAGUUCUUUUUGAAUCUGGCAGUGUUCCUCUGCGCAAAGAGAAGCUCACCGGGAAAAACUUCGACCUGGCCCUCGGGGAGCAGCGAAAGCGGUUCAACGACAAGUUCGAGAAAAUCUUCAAACUAACAGAGAAAGGCUUCAAGGAAGACGCGAUAGAGUUUGCCAAGUACGGGUUCUCAAAUUUGAUCGGAAGCAUCGGGUACUUCUACGGAAGCUCCCAGGUCCAGAGUGUUCACACCAAGAGUCCAGUUCCCUACUGGAAGGCUCCCCUGUACACCGGAGUGCCCAGCAGAAGUUUCUUUCCCCGCGGAUUUCUCUGGGACGAAGGCUUCCAUGGGCUUCUGGUCGCAACCUGGGACCUGGACAUCGAGAUGGACAUAAUGAGUCACUGGUUCGACUUGAUGAACUCCGAAGGCUGGAUCCCCAGAGAGAUGAUCCUGGGCUCGGAAGCUCUGGCGAAGGUUCCUGAGGAGUUUGUCACCCAGAUCAGCACCAAUGCGAAUCCUCCGACUUUCUUCUUGACCUUGCAGUAUAUUUUGAACUCCAGAGAAUCGGAGCUGCUGGACAGGCACUACAAAUUACUGGAUAAAUUGUAUCCGAGAUUGCAGGCCUGGUUCGAGUGGUUCAACACCACGCAAGUUGGAGACUUGCCGGGAACUUAUAGGUGGCGCGGACGGGACAGCUUGACCAACCGAGAGCUUAAUCCAAAAACGCUGACUUCUGGGCUUGAUGAUUACCCACGAGCUUCGCACCCGAAUGUCGAUGAAAGACACGUCGAUUUGAGGUGCUGGAUCGCUUUCGCUGCGGGAGUUAUGGCGAGGCUCUCGGAGCUGCUGCACCACCCGGCGGAUAAGUACCGGGACACCCACAGAUUCUUGACGGACAACCAGGUGCUCAACGGGCUGCACUGGUCGCCUUCCAGCCAGUCCUACGCGGACUAUGGCCUCCAUACGGACAAGGUAGAGCUGAGGAGACCUAGUGCGCCUCCCAGGUCUCCAGCUUCGCCGGAGCUGAUCAGAGUGGUGCUAGAGGACCCGAGUCUUAAAUUUGUUGAUUCGAGCUUUGGAUACGUGUCGCUGUUUCCAUUUAUUUUGCAGGUCGUCGAACCGGAUUCUCCGCAUCUGGAGAAAAUUCUGAUGGACUUGACCAAGCCCGAGCUGCUCUGGACCAAGUUCGGGCUCAGGUCGCUCGCCAAAAAUUCUCCGCUCUAUGCCAAGUACAAUACUGAGCACGAUGCGCCCUAUUGGAGAGGACCUAUUUGGAUUAAUUUGAAUUAUUUGACGCUGAGAGCGCUCAAUUGGUAUGCAGAGACUCCCGGACCGUAUGCCGGGAAAGCUAAGAAAAUUUACAAGGACUUGAGAGAGAACUUAAUCAAAAAUAUGCUGGUGCAGUACAAAAAAAACUGGGUUCAUUUGGGAAAAUUAUGGAGAUGUUUAUGGAGAAGGAAAAGGCAGUCAUCCGUUUAA